GACACACGCAUGCGCCGUCAAUCUGCUGACCCCUAACCCCUUGCACAGCGGAAAAAAAAGCACCCCAUGCUGCCUUCCAGAGAAGCUUGCGCAUGCGUGUGUUCUUGGAGCUCAUCUCCUGCCAGUAGGUAUCACCAUGGAUGUCAACAGCAGAAUUGAGUGUAUCUUUUUCAGUGAAUUUCACCCAACACUUGGGCCUAAAAUAACAUAUCAGGUACCAGAGGAUUUCAUCUCCCGAGAGCUCUUUGAUACAGUUCAGGUAUAUAUAAUCACCAAACCUGAACUGCAAAACAAGCUUAUUACAGUCACAGCUAUGGAGAAAAAGCUAAUCGGUUGCCCAGUUUGUAUAGAACAUAAGAAGUACCGCCGGAAUGCCCUGCUUUUCAACCUUGGCUUCGUUUGCAAUGCUCAAGCUAAGACGUGUGCACUGGAACCAAUUGUGAAGAAAUUAGCAGGUUAUCUUACUACUCUAGAGCUUGAGAGUAGCUUCAUUUCCAACGAUGAGAGCAAACAAAAGUUGAUCCCCAUCAUGACGAUCCUGCUUGAGGAAUUGAAUGCCACAGGCAAAUGCACUCUGCCUAUAGAUGAAUCAAACACCAUUCACCUGAAAGUGAUUGAGCAACGCCCAGAUCCCCCCAUUGUGCAGGAAUAUGAUGUUCCUGUCUUCACCCAAGACAAGGAUGAUUUCUUCAAUUCCCAGUGGGACCUCACCACUCAGCAGAUCCUCCCAUACAUUGAUGGAUUUCGGCAUGUUCAGAAAAUUUCAGCUGAAGCAGAUGUGGAGCUCAACUUGGUCCGAAUUGCCGUCCAGAAUCUUUUAUACUAUGGAGUAGUGACUUUAGUUUCCAUACUUCAGUAUUCAAAUGUAUAUUGCACGACACCUAAAGUCCAGGACUUGGUGGAUGAUAAAUGUCUCCAAGACGAAUGUCUUUCAUACGUCACAAAACCAGGUCACAAGCGAGCCAGCCUGAGAGACGUUUUCCAGCUGUACUGUGGACUGAGCCCUGGCACAACUGUGCGAGACCUCAUUUGCCGCUAUACCCUCCAGCUCCAGAGAGUGGAUGAAAGGAAACUAAUCCAGUUUGGUCUGAUGAAGGGCCUUAUUCGACGGCUCCAGAAGUAUCCAGUAAAAGUAGCCCGGGAUGAAAGAAGCCAUCCGGCACGCCUGUAUACAGGCUGCCAUAGCUAUGAUGAGAUCUGCUGUAAAACUGGAAUGAGCUAUCGGGAGUUGGAUGAAAGGUUGGAGAACGAUCCCAAUAUAAUUGUCUGCUGGAAAUGAAUCCUGUGAGGAAACAGGCUGCUUAUUUAUCAUGUUCCAUUCAUUGUUCAUGGGCUACUGGGGACUUAAAGCCUGCUUCAGAACUUCCUCAGUGAUUAUUAAAAGCACAUGGUACAGAUGAUAUGGCAUUAUGGAUGGUUUUCAGAUCACUAGUAGCACCCGGUAAGAGUGAGUCAGAUGGACACUCAGGCAUUUUUAGAUUGCUUCAGUGAAGAUAAGCCAUGGAUCUCAUUUUCUGUGAGAAGCAAAACAUACAAAUGUCUACGGAGAAGCAUCCAUGCUUUUGCUUUAAAUAAAGCAAAGUUUCAAAAUGCUAUGAUUUAGAGCACUGUAGUAAAUUGGUGUUUAACCUAUUCUCUGCUGAUGUUUGUUUUCUUUAAAACCCCUGUAACUCCUUCCCUGGCGGUGGGGGUGUCCAGGUGGAUAUUUGCACCUGAAGCCUCCAUGAGAGGAAAAGCAACUCAGGAGAAUCUGGAACAAAAGAAGCUGGUGAGGAAUGUGUUAAAUUCUCAUUCUUAAUGUGCAACUCCGCAGCAAAAAUUCCUUUGUAGUUUGUCUUGAAGAAUUAGGGAAGGCUAACUGAUUUGUUGCUGUCCUGUCUUAGCAAACAAACAGUGACCAUCUGAAAAAAACAAUCUUUUAACACAAAUAACCAGGAUGGCCCAUCUUGUUUUGCAUUCCCUCCCAGUGCUCACAAUUUAUAUUUUUCUCUCUAUAUUUUUCUAGCAAAAAGGUUACAAAAACUCUGGUCAAAUAUCUUACACAGCCUUCCUCAACAGGGUACUUCCCAGAAGUUUUUGACUUCAGCCUCAGACAGGAUGGCCAAUGGACAGGAAUGGUGGGAAUUACAGCCCAACAUAUCUGGAAGUCUUCAGGUUGGGGAAGGCAAAGAAACUUGUAUUGUUAGAAAUAAAUAGCAAGCACAUGAUUCUUUGAAGUAUUAAAUGAAAGAGUGUUGUGACAAAAUUGUGCAAAUAAAGCUGGAAGCAUAUUUGUUAUAA
Messenger RNA from Varanus komodoensis (Komodo dragon), 2280 nucleotides. It is a transcript of the gene NPRL2, whose product is annotated as NPR2 like, GATOR1 complex subunit. The transcript is spliced from 12 exons. The record is from RefSeq and is a predicted model, not a curated record. NCBI's taxonomy places the organism in Eukaryota, Metazoa, Chordata, Lepidosauria, Squamata, Varanidae. Gene Ontology annotation, molecular function: GTPase activator activity. Gene Ontology annotation, cellular component: vacuolar membrane; GATOR1 complex. Gene Ontology annotation, biological process: negative regulation of TORC1 signaling; cellular response to amino acid starvation; positive regulation of autophagy. The coding region runs from base 137 to 1279 and encodes 380 amino acids.